AUGAAGCAGCAGGAAUCUGGUGCAGUAGUGCUGUUGUGGCAGGAGAGAGGAGAGUUUGCCGGACACGCUGGUGCAUUACCAAAAGGUAUAUAUGGUCUAGGAGUCGUGCCAGUCGACGAGGAGGAUGAUGGAUUGUUGAUUAUUGGUAUCUGCGAUAGGAGGCCGCCCGCGAAAGAGACGAAUUUGCGAAUAGAUGAGACGGAUGAGGUUGUAAAGAAGAAAGAGAGUAAGUACCCAAGCUUUCGUCGUUUGGAAGAUGAUUGA
Sclerotinia sclerotiorum 1980 UF-70 is the source of this 264-nucleotide messenger RNA. RefSeq lists its product as hypothetical. The transcript has 3 exons. NCBI's taxonomy places the organism in Eukaryota, Fungi, Ascomycota, Leotiomycetes, Helotiales, Sclerotiniaceae. Bases 1 to 264 code for a protein of 87 amino acids. The record is from RefSeq and is a predicted model, not a curated record.